Molecule: messenger RNA, 2254 nt
Organism: Sardina pilchardus (European sardine)
Lineage: Eukaryota; Metazoa; Chordata; Actinopteri; Clupeiformes; Clupeidae
Gene: gramd2b
Product: GRAM domain-containing protein 2B
Exons: 14
Coding region: 674-1936 (420 amino acids)
Cellular component (GO): cytoplasmic microtubule
Source: RefSeq, a predicted model, not a curated record
UGUUUGUUUCCAUGCAACAAAAAAAAAACUAAUGCCUACACAUGACAAUUGCAUGUGCAAUCCUAUACAAUGAUUUCUCAAUUAUGAAUCAAUCAAUUAACACAGAAAGCGUAGUAGUUUUAGUUUAGUAAGACAUAGAAAUAGUUUUGGAUGGGGGAAGGUGGGGGUGCAUAGUGUUUGAAUAGUCAGUAUUUGUUCUACAGCGCUGCUUAGGGGACUUUGUCAUGUAUUUUGGAACCUGUUAGGCAAACAAGAACAGUAAUUAUUUACUUUGUAAACAUUGUGUCCAGAUUAGAUUGAGUGGACAUCUAUUGUACUCUCAAAUACAAGUACAUAAAUUAUACCUUUAAUUUUUCAUUUUCUCUGAAGUGGGUGUUACGUACUGUAGGUAGAACAGUUUUUUCUUAUUCUAUCUUUUUUCAUUUGCCUUAGUUGUCGUUCCACUAUUAUUUAUAAAUAUGUGUAAUUAUUAUACAGUAUAAUGUUAUAUUAUCAAAAGCCCAUGAUGAUAAUGAGCCUUCUGAGCUCAGGAAACCACUGAAGGGUGUUAAGUUAAUCCCCCCACAAAUGACAGUAUCGGAGUGCUGUUACCUGAGACGAUGUCCAGGCAGGUGUGCUCAGUGGAGGUUGAGGCUAGCAGGAGGCACAACAGACUUGUGCUUAGCCGUGCUCCAUGACCCAACAGCAACCAAACGGGCAGGCCUUUCAAAACAUAUCCAAGUGUGUCAAGGGUGCUGUCAAACAUGGUGCAAAAGGAUACUGCUCCGACACCGAAAAUGGGGGAGAGGAGAAGCAGCGGCGAACUGUCACAGCCAGUGGAACAGCAGGCAUAGAGCCACAGUCUGAGUUAUUGAGGAGGAGACGCAAACCAGCCCUCGUCAGGUCAAAAACAUUUGAUCCGUCACUUCUGUCACAAGUUCAAAGUGACACAGAAGCCAAACUUGAGAGGAAAAAGCCUCAGUCUAGUCAGUUUUCCAAAACAAACACCCAGUACCACAAACUGUUUAAAGGGAUUAGCAAGGAUGAGCAGCUGAAGCAAAGUUACACUUGUGCUUUACAGAAAGACAUCCUCUACCAAGGCAGACUGUUUGUCUCCGAUAACUGGAUCUGUUUUCACUCUAAAGUGUUCGGCAAAGACACCAAGAUUGUGAUUCCAGUCCUUUCCGUAGCUGUCAUUAAGAAAACAAAAACAGCCAUAUUAGUGCCAAAUGCACUUGUGAUCGCUACAUCAAAUGAACGUCAUGUAUUUGUCUCCUUCUUGUCUCGAGACACGACUUACAAAUUCCUCAUGUCUGUAUGCUACCAUUUGGAGGAGAAGAGUACAGGAAACAGCCCCAUGGCAUCUUCAGCAGAGUGCAGCUUCAGAGUGGAACCUGCUGCUACCCUGCCUCUGGACUUCUGUGCGGACUUCUCGGAUCUGGACGGGAAGGUGAGGAAGAGGAGGCAGGAGAUGGAAGACAGCAGCAGCUCGGACUCCCACUCUCCAGACUCUCAGAAGAUGGCCGACUACUCAAAGCUUCCCCAGACAUUACUGAAUGUGACUAAACCAGGAGAGCUGCCUGUUGUCCCUGAACCUCUCCAACACUCACCUGAGACAAGAAGCACACCCCCAUAUAAUGGUGUGCCUGAGACAGCAGAGAUAGCGUACGAGAUCAAAUCCCUCAGACCCAUCUCCCUCAGCACACUGCUUAUGGUCUAUCUGUUCUUAGUGUGUGUUUUAGUCUUGUCCUCUUGCUACAUGGCCUUCAGGAUAGUUUCACUGGAGCAAAGACUGACCUCCCUGGGCUCCAUGAGUGAGCCACCUGACAAUGGAAAUGACUACAAAGGAGAUUACCUUGAAGAUAAUGCUGAAUUUUACUCAAUGUUAUCUGUGAAUCUUUUGAAACUGGAAAAGCUCCAAAGAAACUUGCAGAGAUUGCUGGAGGAGACACAGUGAUUUUAACUGCAUAUGUCCUCUGUGUUAACAAAAUGUGUAACUCUUUGUUGAUCUCUGUCGACAUGUAACCACACACACACACACACACACACACACACACACACACGCACACACUCACACACACACUCACACUCACACUCAUACACACACACACAAACAGAGAGGGAGAGAGCAAGAGCGUGUGAGAGAGAGAAAGAGAGACAUUUGAGACAUUUGUGUAUAUUACAUUUAUUUUUAUAAUUAAUCCACAAGGAAUUCACAAAGUUUUUGUCCAUGUUUUGGCUUCACAUUAUAUAUCACUUUGGUGAUGGCUUCUCA